Neurospora tetrasperma FGSC 2508 is the source of this 1854-nucleotide messenger RNA. RefSeq lists its product as uncharacterized. The record is from RefSeq and is a predicted model, not a curated record. The transcript is spliced from 4 exons. Gene Ontology annotation, biological process: very long-chain fatty acid biosynthetic process; fatty acid elongation, saturated fatty acid; fatty acid elongation, polyunsaturated fatty acid. Gene Ontology annotation, molecular function: fatty acid elongase activity. Gene Ontology annotation, cellular component: endoplasmic reticulum membrane. Bases 11 to 1024 code for a protein of 337 amino acids. Lineage: Eukaryota; Fungi; Ascomycota; Sordariomycetes; Sordariales; Sordariaceae.
CGCAUUCAAGAUGGCGACCGCAAGCCCCGUGUCGUUCCUCGACAGCCUUCCCCGGCCCACCCUCGACCGCCCGUUCGGCAUCCAUCUAUGGCCCAUCUUCAGCAAGGCUUUUGAGGCCGUCGUCGGCUACCCUGCCGAAGACUUCAGAUUCGUCCCCGGCCAGACGCCCAUGUCCACUCUCAAGGAGACCAGCAUCUUCAUCGUCAUCUACUACACCAUCAUUUUCGGCGGUCGCGAGCUCAUGCGCAACCGCGAGCCCUUCAAGCUGCGCACGCUUUUCCUGAUCCACAACUUCUACCUGACCGCCAUCAGCGCUAUCCUCCUGGCUCUCUUCAUUGAGCAGCUUCUCCCCAUUGUCGUUCGCGGCGGCAUCUUCCAUGCCAUCUGCCACAUCGACGGCGGCUGGACUCAGCCCCUGGUUGUCCUCUACUACUUGAACUACCUUACCAAGUACCUCGAGCUCCUGGACACCUGCUUCUUGUUCCUCAAGAAGAAGCCUCUCACUUUCCUCCACUGCUACCACCAUGGCGCCACUGCUCUUCUCUGCUACACCCAGCUGAUCGGCUCUACCUCCGUCUCCUGGGUUCCCAUUACCCUUAAUUUGACUGUUCACGUCGUCAUGUACUGGUACUACUUCCAGAGCGCGCGCGGCAUCCGCAUCUGGUGGAAGGAGUGGAUCACCCGUCUCCAGAUCAUUCAGUUCAUCAUUGACCUGGGCUUUGUCUACUUCGCCUCUUACACCUAUUUCACAUCGACCUACUUUUCGUGGAUGCCCAAUGCUGGCAAGUGCGCUGGCGAGGAGUUUGCUGCCUUCUCCGGCAUUGGUAUCCUCAGCUCUUACCUUGUCCUCUUCAUCUCCUUCUACUUUGCCACCUACAAGAAGGACGGAAAGCGCCCCACUGGUCGCAAGUCUCUCCGCAGAAUGUCCCAGGCCCCGUUGCCCGACCCUAAGGAUAUCGUCAGCGCCAAGGCUUCUGGCGCUCGCCCCAGUGGCGCCGCUACUGCCCGUUCUCGCAAGGCUUAAAUCGUUGGCUAGAUUGCGCAGUUACCGAUCCCUCAUGGAUUGACUUUACCAGAACGCUGUAAAAUGCAUUCCUGGCUCCAGAUUCGUCCACAGACAGCCAUUGCUGGCUAAGGGUUUACCGCUCGUGGCGAAUUUAUGACGACGAGGAUGCCGUGCCCAUGAAGGUACAGGGCCCCAGAUUACCUACCGGCGGACGCCUUCGGUACGAUUCACCUCGACUAAAGAUAUUGUAAUGAUGACAUCUCGAUUCAUUCACGGGAGUUAUGAACGGGGGAACAAAAACAAGAGACGACAUGGCUCGGAAAACUAAUGACGAUGUAUACUUGGGGCAACAGGCUGCAACCGAUGGCAAGAUAUCGGCUUUGUGGCUGGCACGGGUUAGAGGAAUGCGUUUAUCUCAUGACACUAAUGGGCGGACAAAAAGAUCAUGUAUGACUGGGUUUCUUUUUGGUUGGCAACUAUUCUUUCCCCCCUUCUUUAGACGAGAGCAGCUUGGGUGGGGACCACUGGAUAUUCUCAACCGGUUCGUCAACUGGGUAGUUUGGGUUGCUCUUGGGCUUUGGGGGCGGGUGAUGAUGGAUGGGCUUUGGAGAGUUCGACUCGACACGCGUAUGGGUCGUCCGACUUCUUCCUCUACUUCUACUCUUUUCUUCCGCUGUCUUAUACUUUUCUUCAUCUUGUAAUUCCUUUCCCCAUGUAUUAUGCACGCGCGGACGGAGGAAGCAAGCCCAUGGACGAGCCGGAUCAACAAGCCCAGAUAGAAACAUGCGGAGCAUACGGACCUCAAACCUACAUAGCAAACAUAAUGUUAUUGUUAUUGUACAACAAAA